Molecule: messenger RNA, 2863 nt
Organism: Syngnathus typhle (broad-nosed pipefish)
Lineage: Eukaryota; Metazoa; Chordata; Actinopteri; Syngnathiformes; Syngnathidae
Product: outer dense fiber protein 2-like
Exons: 17
Coding region: 124-2559 (811 amino acids)
Biological process (GO): negative regulation of cilium assembly
Cellular component (GO): centrosome; ciliary basal body
Source: RefSeq, a predicted model, not a curated record
GGGAAAGCCGUGACGUAACAAUAUGGUACCUCGACUAGCCAAUCACCUUCAAAUCACCGAGAUUGAUGAAGUAGGCGGGUGUUUUGGAGUGGUCGCCAUACGAAACGAAACCAAAUCCGUAUUAUGUGUCCCGAGGAUGAACGGCAGAGUCAGCCUCCUGGCUGCAGUUCCUCAGCCAGGUUUGGUGUGACACUGACUUGUGGAGACCUCGAAAGCUCUCAUGAAGCCCCCAAGACCAUCUGGACGAGCACUAGUGGCAACAGAACUCCACAGGUUGAGAUCCACUGUCCACGUAAUACUGGUGACAAUGACAAAGGAUUUGGAUCAUUCGUGAAGAGACUGAUGGAUGCCGAAGCUGCCAUCAUCUCUGCAGCCAUGCAGAUUGCGUCGUUCAAAGACAUCCUGAAAGAUUCACAACCAUCCGCAGUCAACAAACAGCGCAUGGUGAAGCAGAGAGGACUUUUGCUCCAGAAGAUGGAGGACUUUCGUCAAAUCAACCAGGUUGUGCGAAAAAGACUGAACCAGCUUCUGGAUGAGGAGGCUGAUCGCAUUGAUGCGAGCACCAAGAUUGAUGCUUUGCUGACUAAAAUCCUACAGAUUGAACGUGAAAAUCAGCUUCUAAAAGGUGACCUUGGUGUAACAGAAAAAAGGGCGGAGGAGCUGAUGUUUCUGCAGCAAAAGGAACAGGAGAACAUCAAAAGUGCUCUUAACAUAGCUAACAAUGCAGAAGGCACUCGCGCCCGUAUACAGGGGCAGCUUCGCAACAAGGAGGCGGAAAACAAUCGACUGACCGUGCAAGUGCGGACACUUGAGCGAUCCCUGACUCAACACAAGGCAGAGAUAGACGACCUGAAAGCGUCCCUGACGGCUCUGACCGAGCAGACCUCGCAGGAGAAGGAAGCCCUCAAAAAGGCCUCGCGUGUGCACAAGCAGAAAGCCGAGCGCUUCGAGGCCACCCUCGACAAAUGCUUGAGUCAGCUGCAGAAGAAGGAUGCCCAGCUGUCAACUCUCCAAGAAAAGAGUGAGACGUGGAAGCUGGAGAAAGAGCAGCUGACCGAGGACAAGCACAAACUAACUGCUCACGUGGAGUUACUGCAAAAGCAAGUCAUCGCCAUCCCAAUAAGAGUUCAGAAGGACAUGCAGAAGCAGACAGCAAUGGUGAAGGAAUGGGAAAGGGAAUUUAAGGAGAGGAUGAAGGAAAGGAAGGAGCAGGAGGAUAAGGAGGAGGACUGGGGAAAGGCAAAGGUGGAGAAGGAGAGAAGAGAGUUUGAAGACCGGGAGAAGGAGAGGGGGGAGUGGGAAACCCGGGAGAAGGAAGGGGUGAGGGAAAGGGCAGAGAGGGAGAAGGAAAGGUGGGAGUGGGAAGACCAGGAAAAGGAAUGGGUGAAGGAAAGGGCGAAGGGUGAGAAGAAGAGGAGAGAGUGGGAGAAGGAUUGUGAAGAGAGGCAGGAAAAGACAAGAAAACAAGAGAAGAGGGCAAUGGAGAAAGCGAGGGGGUGCAGCUCUGAAAGGGAGGAGCCGCAAGGAGAGAGAGUGGAGGAGACCGUGGAUAUCCCCGCGAGACAUGACGGUGUGGCGCAGCAGUUCCAAAGCUGUGAAGUGGAAAAGGAGAACGACACCGGCAGUUACGCUACGCUCAAGUUGGAGGAGCAACUUGCUGAAUGUGAGGCAGCCCUGGUCCAAGAGAAGAGUAUGUCGGGUGAAAAGGACCGCAUUGUUGAACAGUUUCAAAGCCAGGUUGCAGCACUUGAAGCAGAGUUGAACAAUGCGAGGCUUCAAAACAUAUCACAGGAUUGUCAGAGAAUGGAAGACAUAGAAUACUCAAAAGCUGACGAGGUGAGACAGCAGCUGCAGGUUCGCGUGGAAGAGCUGCAGCAUUUACCUAAAAUGCUGAAAGAGACCGAGAUGAAGCUGCUCGCUUGCCAGGAGAAGCUGCAAACCUCCGAGAGGAAGUGCUCAGAACAGGCAGAGGAUAUUAAGAAUCUGCAGAAUGAGCUGCAGACUCAAGUGAAUUUGGUGAAAUCCACUACAGAGCUGAGAGAGUCCAGUUCAAAACUGCAAGAACAAGUGGACACCCUACAAAAGACGCUGGAGGAGUUGCGCCAAGAAAAGCUGAAGCUGGAGCAGAAGCUGGAGACUCAAGAGCAGGCUCUUUGCCACAGCAACCAGCUGCUUGAGCAAAGCUCCACCCGAUGCACAGACCUCAAACGCCAGCUGGAGCAACGGAUGUCUGAAUGCCAAGCGAUCAACCAGCAGUUGGCACAAUGCUCAGGAGACUUGUUGAAUUUCAAAGAACAGGUAAAAAAUUUCAAAGAGCAAGUUUUGUCCAAAGACGAGGCCCUUCAGAUCACCGUUAAUGAGCUGAGGCUUCUCCGUCAGAACAAGUUGACGGCGGAGAAGAAAUUUGAGGCGCGUGUCAAAGAGCUGCAGUUCAGCCUGGACAAGUGCGAGAGCCAUAAGAAGAACAUGCAGAACUACGUGGACUUUCUCAAAAACUCUUACUUGAUGAUAUUUGAAGAUCAAAUAUCCACUUUUUGGUCUUCAACUUUUAUGAAAUGAUCUUUUCAGCAAGUGCUAUUUAUUGUUAUUACUUUUCGAGGAAGCAAAGUGUAAGUUUAAGUGGGAGUUUAAGAUCAGGGGAUGUUCGAGAAUAAUUGUCAAUUUUUUGUAUGUGAUUUAGGGCUGUAUAUAUAAACUUGACUAAAAAAAAUUAAUACACCGUAACAGUUCUCUCUCACCAUUUGAAGCUCAGUGUUCAGGUUCUCUCUUCUAGCAUGUUUUCCACAUGUUUGGUUAGUGAAGGUUUCUUGAGGUUGUCCGACAUCCUAUCACAUUAAAAAAAAAAACAAGCAUGAUCAUCAAA